Molecule: messenger RNA, 1174 nt
Organism: Seminavis robusta
Lineage: Eukaryota; Bacillariophyta; Bacillariophyceae; Naviculales; Naviculaceae
Source: the annotation of a GenBank genome assembly
GAUCUCACGCAAUGCUGCGGCCACCAGCACCUCCUCACCUCCUCUUUCAUUUGUCUUGUUUGUUAACUUUUCUUGUGUUGUUUUGAGGAUUCCUGAUCAAGUUUGGAUUCGAUCCCAACAUGUUAGGCAAAACUCCGACCAAGCGCAAAUAUUCAGGACCAGGAGAUCAAACUCAACAACCAAAGCGCCCAAAGAAAUCUCUGGCUGAUGAUUUGAUCUGUCCCAUCAGUUUGGAGUUGCCCUUGGACCCUGUUACAGCUGAGGAUGGGCGUGUCUAUGAUCGCGAAAGUAUUGAGGAGCAUUUCAAGACCACCAAUCAAGGGACUCUCAAAUCCCCCAUUACCAGAGAAAAGAUGGGUAGCAAGCUUCUGCCUGCAAUCCAGCACCGAAACACCAUUGAGGCUUUGAUCGACGCUCAUAUCAUUGAAAAAGGUCUGGCUACCAAAUGGAGGCAAAGGAUGCAUCAGAAGAAGCAAAUGGACAAGUUGUUCAAGAAGGCAGAGGCUGGAGAUGGCGAAGCAAUGUAUAACAUUGGAUACAACUUUGAGAGAGGGCAAGAUGGCUUCAAGCGUGAUCCCAAAUUGGCGUUUCCGUGGUUCAAGAGAGCCAGUGAAGCUGGGCAUGUACUCUCAACAGCAGUAAUUGGUAACUGUUACCUGCAAGGCUUUGCUGUUGACAAGUGCCUUUACAAGGGCAUCAUGUUUGUUACUACUGGCGCCAACAAAGGCUCGCCCUGGGCAGCAUACCUUUUGGGAAUGGCAUUUGCAGAUGGCCAACAUGGUGUCACUGUGGAUCGGUCAGUGGCCAUCCAUUGGCUAAGGCAGGCACUUAAGAACCAAACUACUACUAUGUUGAGUGCUGUUAACAUCAGGGAGACGAUACAGAAGCUGAAGGAGCUGAAAGCCAAACAAGGCAGCUUUACUUCCCCCUAAGUCUACUUCCUACAUAGCAUGCUUGGAAAUGCUGGCAAUUGCAUGGUGGAAGCACUGAGAUUUCUUGCACUGUGUCAUCCUUCUGUUGUAUUCAAAAAUUUGCCCCUGGCUCGGUGUGCUGACCACAAUAGGUACCGUAGGUGUUGUUCUCAGUUACCGGAAAAGCCAAAUAGAUAAACUAAAGUUUGCAGAGUAGUGCCUCUUCAGUUUCUGUUACAGCUAUGUUCUUCAUUCCUCCGUUC